AACAACAAAAGAAUCGCCGUCCGUGUCGGUUCUUGUGAGAGAUAUGUACAGAACCUAAACCAAUCCGCCUUGAUCGGCGCAACACACAAUACAGAGCAGAUGGGUUCACGGUUCACGUGUAGAUUUGAAAUUUAAAAGUAUGGUUAUGUUGAUUUAUUUUUUUGAAAGUUUAGUACAUGUACAUUAUAUUUAAAAACAGUAUUGUUUAAAUAUAAAAUAAAUUCUUGACGAUUGUCAGACGUAGAAAAUGUUACAAAGUGUAAAAAAGUACGAUACUAUUAUCAGAACCAUUGAUGAUGAUGAAGAAGUUGAAGAUUUAUCAGAAAACAGUGAUGAGGAAAUAGAGUUUCAACCAUCCAAACAAAAAACUCGAAGUAAGGAGGAUUUUGAUACGGAAUUUAAUUUUGUCAGUUCCGUAGAAGAAUAUAAUAAAGAUGUUUGGAAUGAUUUGACUAAAUACGUUAAAAGGAAAGCAAAACAAAAAACUGAUGACAAAAUUAAAAAAGUCAGAGGCACACAAGCUGAUGAGGAUCAAACAAACACUGAAAACGGUACAAAUGAUCUUGUCGAUUCCGAUAUAUCUCUUUCAGAAGAUGAACUAAAACAUGAUAGGAUUAAACUUAAAGAAAAGAAAAAGAAAAAAGUAAAAGCUGACAAUGAUACAGAAGCAUUUUUUGAAGAGGUUGAAUUAAAUUCUGGAGAAACUGUUAGUUUUUAUCAGAUGAAUCUGUCAAGGCCUUUGUUAAAGGCAAUUGCUGAGAUGAAAUUUGUACAUCCUACACCUAUUCAGUCUGCGACAAUUCCAGUUGCUUUAUUAGGAAGGGACAUAUGCGGUUGCGCAGCCACUGGAACUGGUAAAACCGCAGCAUAUAUGUUGCCAACUUUAGAACGACUUCUCUAUAGACCAUCAGAUGGAACCACAGUUAUAAGAGUGUUAGUUUUGGUACCGACGAGAGAGUUGGGUGUUCAAGUAUACCAGGUUACUAAACAAAUAUGCCAGUUUAGCGAUAUACAGGUUGGCUUAGCUGUCGGUGGCUUAGAUCUUAAAACACAGGAAAAUAUUUUAAGAAAGAAUCCAGAUAUAGUGAUAGCUACGCCUGGAAGACUUAUAGAUCAUUUAAAAAGUACUCCAUCGUUUAGUUUAGAUUCAAUAGAAGUGUUGAUCUUGGACGAAGCUGAUCGAAUGUUGGAUGAGUAUUUUGCCGAACAAAUGAAUGAAAUAGUUAAACAGUGUUCACGUAAACGCCAGACUAUGUUAUUUUCGGCCACAAUGACAGAAGAAGUAGAAAGUUUAGCAGCAGUAUCUCUUACCAAGCCAGUUCGAUUAUUUGUAGAUAGUAAUCGCGAUGUAGCGUUUAAUUUAAGACAAGAAUUUGUUAGAAUUAGAUCAGACAAAGAAACAGAUAGAGAACCAAUUCUAGCUGCAUUAGUUUGUAGAACGUUUAGAGAACAUUGUAUGGUGUUCGUGCAAACAAAAAAGCAAGCGCAUCGUUUACAUAUUGUUUUGGGUCUUCUGGGUCUCAAAGUGGCUGAAUUGCAUGGAAACUUAACUCAACCCCAACGGUUAGAAAAUUUAGAGAGGUUCAAAACGAAGCAAGUUGAUGUGCUUAUAGCAACAGAUGUAGCAGCUCGAGGUCUUGACAUUGUAGGUGUUCAAACUGUGAUAAACUUUGUGAUGCCUGCCACAACUGAACACUAUAUUCAUAGAGUCGGUAGAACUGCCAGAGCUGGAAGGGCUGGUGUGUCAGUAAGCUUAGCUGGCGAGAAAGAGAGGAAAAUAGUUAAAGAAGUAAUAAAACGUGCCAGAAAUCCAGUCAAAAGCAGAGUCAUCCCACCUGACAUUCUUGAAAAAUACAGAACUAAAAUUGAGUCACUAGAGCCUCAAGUAACAGAAAUUCUUCAAGAAGAAUAUGAAGAAAGAGUGCUCAGUAAAGCCGAAAAUCAAGCAAAUAGAGCUGAAAAACUACUAAAAGGUGAAAAAGAUGAAGUAAGACCUUGGUUCCAAACUAAGAAGCAACGGAAAGAAGAGAAGGAAAAAUUAAGUCUUAAAAACGUGAAGGCUAAAAAGGACAAAUCAGAGAAACCAAAGGACAAAAAGAAGGGCAAAGGAAAAGACUCAGCUGAUGAUAGAAUAAGUAACGAAUUGAAUAAAGUUGCACUUGUACAGGCCAGAUUAGCGAAGAGAAAGCAGAAACAAAAAAAGAUAAAUGCCGUCCGGGACGACAGCUUUGCAGAAAAUGGUAAUACAAGUGGAAAGAAAAGAAAAUCACAUUUUGCAGAUUUGGUAGAUACUUCCCAAAAGAAAGUUAAAAAACUUAGAUAUGAUAGUAAUUUCAAACAAAAAAUGAAAAACAAGGGUAAAAAUAAGGGUUCGAACCAAAAUAAGGGCUCAAAACAAAAUAAGGGCACAAAGCAAAAUAAAGUAUUUGGAAAGCCCCAGAUGAAAAAGAAACGUUAAAUUAAUACAAACUCUUUUGUAAAAAUACCUUUGUCUAUUGUAUAAAAAUAAACUGUUUUAUUAGA
Diabrotica virgifera virgifera (western corn rootworm) is the source of this 2523-nucleotide messenger RNA. RefSeq names its product probable ATP-dependent RNA helicase DDX27 (gene Rs1). The transcript has 3 exons. Gene Ontology annotation, molecular function: nucleic acid binding; RNA helicase activity; ATP binding. Lineage: Eukaryota; Metazoa; Arthropoda; Insecta; Coleoptera; Chrysomelidae. Bases 248 to 2458 code for a protein of 736 amino acids. The record is from RefSeq and is a predicted model, not a curated record.